Messenger RNA from Cheilinus undulatus (humphead wrasse), 8032 nucleotides. RefSeq names its product ring finger protein 139 (gene rnf139). The record is from RefSeq and is a predicted model, not a curated record. Gene Ontology annotation, cellular component: endoplasmic reticulum; endomembrane system. Gene Ontology annotation, biological process: ERAD pathway. The transcript has 6 exons. Bases 635 to 2746 code for a protein of 703 amino acids. Gene Ontology annotation, molecular function: ubiquitin protein ligase activity; zinc ion binding. NCBI's taxonomy places the organism in Eukaryota, Metazoa, Chordata, Actinopteri, Labriformes, Labridae.
ACAUUUUUCCAGUUUAAUAAAUAUUGCAACUUCUGCCUUUUUUUAAAUUGCAGGAAGCCAUAUUGUGAUUUAGUCUAAUGUGCGAGCAAUUGCCCAGCCCUACUCAAUAGCCUAUAUCAGUAUUCCUCACUUUCUCGUCCUCAUUAUGUUACAUUUUUGAGACAUGGCUACCCCUCUCCAAAAGGGCGCCCGUGAAGACGCAUCGUUCCCUGAGCCUCUGACGCGGUAAGUCACGUAACAUUACGUCAGAACCAACUGACAGCGUCCUGGUUUUACUGAGAGAGAAAUGUUGUUCUAGAGGCUUCUUAAAAGAACCCCCUAUGAAAAUAUCGACUCUCCUCCGCGGAGAAUCGUCGUAAUUUAUCAUUUUGAAUAAUUUACGCUGUGUUGUGGCUCAUGAAGAGUAGCGGUUGGCGGCGGUAACCCUGGAAUCAGCUGGAAAUGAAACCGUAGAAGAAGAAUCAACAGGAGGUUCGGUGAACAUGGCGGACGAUAGCAGGUUCACCGCUCUGAAAUAAACAGCAGCCAAAGCGAAACCAAAGACCAGAACCAGCAGCUGGAGGUCAUAGACUAAUUUAGACCUUACAUGGAGAACACGGACUCCCCAGGACCGCGAACCCUCCUCUGAAGCCGCAUGGCGUCCACUCAGGCCCGGAUAGGCCAGCAGGCCUUGGCAGUGCUGGAUGUAGCUCUGAGAGUUCCCUGUAUCUUCAUUAUCGACGCCAUUUUUAACUCGUACUACGACCCGGGCUCGGGCUGGGCCGGUGCUGUGGGGAAGGUGCUGGUCAGAGUCAUGGGUGUCCUCAUCUCCAGCGUGGUGCUGCUGCUCUCCCAGAAGGCCUUGUUCAAGUUCUACACCCUCUUCUUCGCCGUCCUCCUGGGGAUGGCGGCAGCCCUCUUCAACUACUAUGCCACCUCUCACAUAGACUUCUACAGCGCCUAUUACAAAGCGGCGCUGGGCUUUAGGUUGCUGCCCAGGAACGGGCCGACGCUGUGGCUGGGCAUGGCCGCUGUGCAGCUAGUCUUUGGCAUCGGGUACGUGUUCCUGCUCAACCUGCAGUCGCUGUUCGCUGCUCUGGUGGUCCUGGACAUCAUGAUCCCUCUGUGGGGGCUGAUGAUAGAGCUGCCUGCAGAUGUACGGCAGAUGGUGGCUGUGUUCUCGGGCCUGGCGUUGGCUCUAAACACGGUGGUGUGCCUCGCCAUGAGACUGAAGUGGUUCUACUACUCGUGCCGCUACGUCUACCUGCUCGUACGGCACAUGUACAGGAUCUACGGGCUUCAACUGCUGCUGGAGGACACCUGGAAGAGGAUCAGGUUCCCCGAUGUGCUGCGGGUGUUCUGGCUGACCAGGGUUACUGCACAGGCUCUGAUCCUGGUUUAUGUGGUCCGUGCAGUAAGGAGGGAGAGCGGAGACGCUACUGGAGGGGUCACGGAUGGAAGUUCAGACUCACAGGGUUACCUGUUGAGCUGGGACGUUUUCUGGGAUCUAACCAGUAACCUGAUCAUCUCGGGCUGUGACUCCACCCUCACCGUACUUGGGAUGAGCGCCGUCAUCUCCUCUGUCGCUCACUACCUCGGCCUCAGCAUCCUGGCCUUCAUAGGAUCCACCGAGGAGGAGGACAAGCGUUUGGGCUUCGUUGCUCCUGUUCUGUUCUUUAUUUUGGCUCUGCAGACCGGCCUGAGCAGCCUGGACCCGGAGGAACGCCUGGUCCGUCUGAGCCGGAACAUGUGCCUUCUGCUGACCGCCAUCCUCCACUUCAUCCACGGCAUGACCGACCCCGUCCUCAUGUCCCUCAGCGCCUCUCACGUCUCCUCUUUCAGACGCCAUUUCCCCGUCCUACUGGUGUCCACGGCGCUCUUUGUGCUCCCCGUGGUGCUCAGCUACGCCCUCUGGCAUCACUACGCCCUCAACACCUGGCUGUUCGCCGUCACUGCCUUCUGUGUGGAGCUCUGCCUCAAGGUGGUAGUCUCUCUGACCGUGUACGGCCUCUUCAUGGCAGACGGCUUCUCCAACGUCCUGUGGGAGAAGCUGGACGAUUACGUCUACUACGUCCGUUCUACGGGAAACAUCAUCGAGUUCCUGUUUGGUGUCAUCAUGUUUGGAAACGGCGCCUACACCAUGAUGUUUGAGUCCGGCAGUAAGAUUCGCGCCUGCAUGAUGUGCCUGCAUGCCUACUUCAACAUUUACCUGCAGGCCAAGAACGGCUGGAAGACCUUCAUCAACCGCCGCACCGCCGUCAAGAAGAUCAACUCCUUACCAGAGGUACGGGGUGACCAGCUGAGGGACAUCGAGGACGUGUGCGCUAUCUGCUACCAGGAGUUCUCUACGUCGGCUCGCAUCACGCCGUGCCACCACUACUUCCACGCCCUGUGCCUGAGGAAGUGGCUCUACAUCCAGGACACCUGUCCCAUGUGUCACCAGCGCGUGUACGUGGAGGAGGACAGCCGCGACAGAGCCGCCUUCUCCAACAACAACGGAGGCUACGCAGCGCCGCAGGACGCCGCUGCCGCCGCCCCACCAGCUGCAGGGGAACAUCAGCCUGGACAGCAGGACGCCGAGCCGCCGGCUGACGGAGCGGCAGCAGGGGGCGGGCAGGCAGCGGGGGGAGCGGCAGAGCUGGAGAACGAGCUGCUGGAGGACAACGACAGCAUUGAGUACGACGAGGACGAGUGGGGGACUCAGAACGGCAGCACGCCGAUAGAGGAAGACUAUAUCAAUGACGACACGGACUCUACGGAGGACUGACCACAGAGAUUUAGAGGGAAUAAAAACAUUUAUCUUAAUUUAAGUUAAAAAAAGAAUCUAAGAGUUCAGCUUCUUAAUCUGUUCUGGAAAAUGUCAGGGAUGUCUUUGUUUCUUCUCGUUCGGCGGCUACACACCAGACGAUUUGACCGAUUUUAACAACGAUGGCGAGCACAAGGGAUGUUUCUGAUGUUUUAGUCCUCCAAACGCACACACCAGACGAUUCAGCUGAACCGUUAGACCACAUGCCAGCUGUUUGACCUAAAAUCAUUGAUUGGCAAUAACCUGGGGCCCUCUGCUCCAAGGGGCAUCAAGAUACAGUCACUAUUGGUAGGGCAGGGAAACACAUUAGGUCUUAAUUAAAUAUCAAUAUAUUUUCAAGGCAGAUUUAUGCUGAUUGAUCGUUUUAAUCAUCAAAACAUGCAGGCAGACUUUUGCACACUGUCUCUAUUGCACAAAUAUGUCGGCAACAUUUACACGAGUGGUUGGAGCUGGUGAGGUGCUCGUGUUUCCUCUCCAGUUCCACCUACUGUUGCAAAUUUCACCAAAGUGUUUGUGCCGGUUUUCAGGAAUCUAUCUGCAGUUUUUGAUGGUUAAAAACAAUAAAUCUCUCUUAAAAUGAUCUUUAGCUAUAUUUUUAACUGAAAGACAGAGAGAGAGAUCACUCUUUAAAUUGCACAAAUACAUUGGCAACGUUUGGAAAAUGGUUGGAACUGGAGAGGACCGUGUUUUUCUCGAGGGUUCCCUCACUUCUUGGAUUUUAUUAACAUUGGCAAUUUGUGUGCAAUUUAAUCAUAUCCUUCAAUCAAUAAAUAGAUAAAUGAAAGUUACUAAAUUUGAUGUUUAGUUAGUUUAUUUUGGGCUUUUUUGAAAAUAGAAAAUCUGGGCUCGAUCCUCCAACCACUGUGUUGACUGUAGACUCAGUAUAAGGGCGCCUGCUCUACCCUCUGAGCCACAGCGGCAUCCUUCCUAAAGCUAUUUGUUUAAAGGGGGUGCAGCUUCACUUUAAACCUGAAAACUGCUGGAAUUAUCCGUCUUGACUUGCUGCAUCUGUCGGGCUCAGAGUCAGUCUAAAAUCGUCUGGUUUGUAGUCGGCUGUUGUUUUUCUUUCUGUUUGAUUUUCAGUUUGUUUUUUUCUCUAAGGGCUCGUCGAGGAGUAACUGCUGCUCUCGCUGUAUGUUUGUUUGUUUGUUUGUUUGUUUGUUUGUUUGUUUGCGUGAGUGUUCAGGUUGUCAAACGUUCAACACUUUCCAAAACUACGUGUCUGAAAACGAUACGAUCCUCCUACUUUAAGCAAAAACAGAGAGAACUGUUUAGACAUCGGGAGUGUUUUUCAUACAAUGUUUGAAGACGUCUGUCUCUCAUUAAUACCAUAAAUAUAAAAAUGAUGUUUUUAAAAAAGCACAGCAACAAAAUCAGACGUCUAAAGCAUCCAGUAUUUGAUUAUUUCUGUUUUCAGUCAGAAGAAAUUGCAGUUCAAAAACGUCUAAAUUGCACAUAAACACUAUCAAAUGUGCUUUUGUGCACAUUUUGACGGUGUGAAGGAGUUUUGUUGUAGCAUCUGUUAGAUUUAUUUUCCUCCCGAGCAUCUGUUUGAUAAAAUAUUCCGUUUUUUAAAGGUUAGAUCGUUCUGAUACUAUUCAUCAUUAAAAUAAAAGAUGGUAUUGUUUUUAAACACGUGGAGUUAAAAAGUUCUCAAGUAUUCAACAUUUUAACAACCUUGUCUCACUGGGAAUGUCAUGAUACCAGAAUUUAAAACUUUUUUUCAGGACUUUAGUAAAAAUCAGAUGGUAUCGAUACCACAGCAGUAAAAACGGAAACCUUAACCACUUAAUAUUGGGCAAUUUAUAGCUUUUAGUCACCAGAGACUUCAGGCAAACUUCUACACAUCCUCCUACUGACACAAAGUCAGUGCCCCGAUAUGUUAGUAAUGUUUGGACAGGGAGUGCAAUCUUAGUAAAGAUUCUGUUUUUGUUGCUGGGCCAAAAAAUUGCACACAAACUCCUGUGCAUAUUAUUUUGCCACGAGAGGGAGAAUAGUCAGCAUUAUCCCCCAAUGCAUCCUAACAUUGAAAAGUUGCAGCAGUUUUUACGGAUGCUAAAAUAUAGAAGUCCUAGACACCAAAAGAUGGACAAUUUAUUGGCUAUAAUCACCAAAAUCUACAAAAAUGCAGAGAGAGCAGUCAAGCUGCACAAAUGCAUAGGCAACAUCCCGCCCAUUUAACAAAAUGAAAUUAUUACCAAUGCAACAACAAUAGAAGUCUUAAAGGAACAAAAAUGCACAUGUUUGACUUACCAGAGUCAUUUCUGUGUCUAAAUUAUGGUGUCGUGACAUCCCUAGUCUGCUGCCAGGGCUGCAUUCACAUGAUCCCAUCAUCAAUAGAAAUCCUGAUCAACAUAUUUCUGUAAUUGCAAGUUUUCUAACCAAUCACCUCAGAGCUGGAUCGUCUCAGUAAAUCAGCCUGAACGAUCAUUAAUGAAUCGAUGCAUUAACCUCUGCACAGCACACGUUCAUGGAGCAGUUUAGCGGCAGGGAUUAAAAUAAUCAUCUAAGGAAUGAUUAAGCUUUAUUUUGCAUCUGAGAUUAAAAGGAAAUGCGGGGAAAAAUUCUCACAAUGAUGCCAGGAGUGUCUGAAAAUCAGAACAGAGGAGGAAGACUGAUUCCUGCGUUUUGGAAAGUCGGCACAUUUAACGCCUGCAUCCACUGAGCUGUUUUUAACGUUGGCAGCAGUCACUGAAAUUAGAAUUUCCCCAGCAAAAAACAGCAGCUGUGGAUACAAGCCUCAAAGAAGGAGUUAAAAUGCUCCAAAUUUAAAUAAAAAUCAUCCUCCUUCUACUUUCAGCUGUGUGUCCUAACAGCACAGAAACAUUAGAUUAUUUGACUUUAUUUAAACAUUUGGCUCUCAGAAUGCAUCCUUAUAAAAUCCUCCUCUUUUUUUCUUCAUGGCCACAAACUCUCCUAUAAGCAAACUUUGGGGAUUUUAUUUACAAGCAUGAAGUGAAGUCUCCCUUCCUGUUUGACUGUAGCUCAUCUUUUCCCGUCUGCAGCCCUCGUUUUUGUUUUUUGUGUGUUUGAAUCUGUGCGAUUGUGCGUGCCUGCCGACCUGUAAUGUGCUCUGACGAUGUCUUAAAGGUUCAGUUCAUGUUCCCUCGCCGAGAGUCGCAGGGAAAUGCUGGAAUGAGCUGGUUUAUUGAUAACAAAGAUGAUGAACAACUCCACACGUGAGCUUUUAUCGAUCUGCACGACAGCUUUCAGGAGAUGAUAAAUGAAGAAACUGGGAUUAUUGAUUCUGACGAUGGAUUUCGGUGCAUUUUGCACAUUUAAAGUAAUCUCACAAAUACCAGGUGAAUCAUAGCACAUCAUUGGAAGAGAGAGAGAAUGGCUUAAAUUGCACAAACAUGUCAGCAAUUUUCCAUCUUUUUUUCUCAAACAAAACCGUUAGCACAGCAGCAAAUCAGAAGUCUUAGACACUCAAAAAUGGGCAAUUUAUUGGCUUUACUCUCCAGAAAUGUCAGAAAAACUCCUCUGGGAGUUGUAAUGCUGCAAAAGAAAGAGAGACAACAUGGCUGUAAUGGCAAAAUUAUAUUAAAUAUUUUCCCCCAGCUUCUCCACAUUGGAAGACUGACAAAAUAGUUGUAAAAGAAACAAAAAUAGAAUCCAGCACACACUAUAAUGGGCAAUUUAUUGUUUUUUUCUUACCAAAAAAAUCAUCCAAAAAAAAGCAACAGAGAAAAAUGGUACAUCCUAAAUUACAAUGAUACUUUUUCAAGUUUCUACCAAAUUCUAACCAAAAACAAUGAAAUAAUACUUGAAGUAACAAAAUCUAAGACACCCAAAAUGGGCAAUUUACUGAUUUUAAUCCCCCCAAAAUAAAUGACAGUGGGCAACAUAAAAUAGCAAGAGAAAGAGAGAGAGGCAAAAAGCAAGGUCUUGCCAUUUUUCCUGCAUUAGCCAAAACAAAAACUUUGAACAAAUCAAUAACAAUGCAGCAAGAAUAGAAGUCCCAGACUCCUAAGAGCGGGCAGUUUGUUACUUUUAAUGACCCAAAUCUGCAGACCAUCUGUGCAUCGUGUUGCCAUAAGGGAAAGAGAGAGAGAGCAUGGUUUAAUUUUACAAAUACAUCAGCUAUGUCCCACACAUUCAUCCACACAUAUAACUCCAACAGAUCAUUACCACUGCAACAAUAGUGUGAAUCCCAAACACCCCAGAACUGGCAGUUUAUUGGUUGAACUUCUGUGUAGAGCAUAAUCCUGCUAGUAAAAGUCACACCCAUACUUUAGAAGUGUCCCAACAAUUCAUUCAACAUAAAGAAAUAGACACAUUGAUUCAGCAAGAACAGAAGUCCCAGACACCUAAGAAUGGGCAAUUUAUUGGUUUUACUCAACAAAAAAAACAGAAAGAGAGAGGGAUUGAUUAUUACAAAAAUAGCAGAUGAUCGACUAUCGCCACAAAGGAGAGCAAGAAAGAGCCCGGCCUUAAUUGCACCAAUACAUUUGCAAUUUUCCACCCAUUUGUCCAAACCAAAAUAACUACACAAGAAUGGGCAAUGUAUUUGUUUAAAUUACUUUAAGUUGCUGACAAACUCCUGUUGACAACUUGUCGCUGCAAAAGAAAGAAGUAGAGAAAAAGCACGGCCUUAAUUGCACAAAUAUGUUUACAGUUUUUAUGACCAAAGAUUAACAGCUGAAGAAAUGUUCCCACAGCAACACAAAUGGAAGUCCUGGACACCCCAAACUCGUCAGUUUAUUGUUUUUAUAGAGCAAAAUGGCAGACGAUUUACUGUGGAUGAUCUUCUGCUAAAGUGAGUCUGGAUGCACGAGUACAUAAUCAGUAUUUUAGACUGAGACUUAUGCUGACGUCAGUUGGACCCUGGAUCCUCUGGUCCAGAUCUUACUGAGGACUCUGUGCAGUUUAUAGCUCUCUCUCUCUCUGUUCUCUUCUUUGGAAGCUUUGGUCCUUCUCCAUGCUCCGAUUAUUAAAAUAAGAGAUGACACUGAUUUAAAACGGCAGUAUAGUGAAGUCUCUCUGAAUCCUGUUUCACCUGCAGAUCAAUCUGAGCUUGUUUGUUGUCGACGUUUUUGUUCUUAACAGACGUUAACAGACUUUAGUGAAUGAAGGCUGAGAGUGAGGCAGAAGAGAGGUGUUUGUGAUUAAAACCAUGAUGAUGGCGUGCUACUGUAAUCACAGAUAUACCUCUGAUAUCAUGACUUACUACUGGUCUCUUGUGUGACCUUGCUUACAUUUGUGUACAUUAUUGUACAUAUAAUAAACACAGACAUGCACACUUUC